AUGGCAUAGAAUGAAAAUGAGAUUUACAGAAGAAUCAAAUUACUAGGAGAAGGUUCUUUUGGAAAGGCAUAUUUGGUCGAAUGCAUUCAGGAUGGAACUCUUUGCGUGAUCAAAUAAGUAGAUUUAAAUUAAAUGAAAGAAGAUGAAAGAAGAGAAACAAUCAAAGAAGCAAGAAUUUUAGAAGCUUUGAGACAUCCUAAUAUAGUAAAAUUUAGAGAAGUCUACAAAACAAAAAAAGGUAGGUUAUGCAUUGUAAUGGAUUAUGCAGAUGGUGGGGAUUUAAGCAAUAAAAUCAAAUAGACGGGAUCAUGUCUUUUUAGUGAAGUAUAAAUACUUGAUUGGUUCACAUAAAUAUGUUUAGCAAUCAAACAUGUUCACGAUAGAAAAAUUAUCCACAGGGAUUUAAAAACAUAAAAUAUAUUUCUGACUCAAGAUGGUAUUAUCAAACUUGGGGAUUUUGGAAUUGCAAGAGUGUUGAAUCACACACGAGAAAAAUGCAAGACCAUUGUUGGAACUCCCUAUUAUUUAUCUCCUGAAAUCAUAGAAAGUAGAGAUUAUUCAUUCAAAACUGAUAUUUGGUCUUUGGGAAUCAUCCUAUAUGAACUCUGUGCUCUCAAACCUCCAUUUAAUGCAGAAUCCUUACAUGGAUUAGCCCUUAAAAUUGUUAGAGGCCAAUAUAACACUAUCCCUGAUAAAUUCUCUACCAAUAUGAGAUAAUUAAUCUCUUCCUUACUUUAAGUUGAUCCAAAUAGAAGACCCAAUAUUCAUGAAGUCUUGAAGAUGUAUAUUCAAUUAUUAAUUUAGGCCUAUCAUAGUAAACAGAAUCAGAAGUGUUCUAUCUGAAAGUAUAAGAAAUGUUGAGUUUUCCCAUACUAUUUUACACAAAUAAAAUUUUGUUAAUCAUAAUUUGAUAGUUCCAUAUGAUACGGAAUUGAGGAGUGUAUAUUCAUAACCAAACCUUGGCAAAAUAUAGCAACAAUAACCAUUGCAAUAAUUUUAAUAAUAAUAGCCUAGCAAUUAUUUAUUGGCAUUUAAUGCAAGAGGAUAACCAUAAAAUAAUUUAUUAAAAUAGAAAUAAUUAUAUUAAUAGCAUCUACCAUAAGUAAAUAUCUUAUAUAUUUAAUUUAGAAUUAUGACUAUAUAUCUAAACCCUCCCUAUAAAAUUAUAAUCCAUAUAUGAAUUAUCAAAAAUAUCCAUAUAAUAAAUAAUAAUAAUAAUAAUAGCAAUAAUAAUAACAAUAGUAAUAAUAAAUAUAGCCAUUAUAAGUUAAUAAUAGACCUAAUAUUUCACCAUUAAAUCAAUAAAGAAAUGAGAAAUCACCUUAUUAUGAAGAUAAAUCACCAUUAAGCAAAUCUCCUUUUAAUAAAGAUUUGAGGGACAAAUCUCCCUUUGAAAUAUAAAGAGAAUAAGUCAGAUAAUAAAUCAAAAGAAAUGAAGAAAAGUUUCAAUAGCUUUAAGAAAAUAAAUUAAAAUACUUAUAACCUGAUAAGUAUGAAUUACCCAAGUUAUCAAGGGAACCAUACUCCUAACCAUAAAUCCAAUAUAAAUAUUAGAAGUAAUAAUCUGAUCCUGUGUCAGUCAAAGACCCAAUUAGAUUGGAACCAAUAAAUAAUAAUUAAAAGAUAGAAUAAUAAUAAUAAUAAAAAAUCGAUUUGCAAUAAAAGAUAGAAUAACAAUUAUAAUCAUAAUACCCUUCAUAUUCUAGAGAUUAAAAGGAAUAAAGAGACAGCGUAUAUUAAGCUCCUUAAACUGAAAGAGUAUAAGUAGCACAAUACAUUUCUCAACCUCCUCCAACUUAAUAAUAAGUUGAUCCAAUCUAAAAAACUGAAUCAGUUAAACCAAGCAAAUAAUAAUUAAAGGAAAGUCAAUUCAUCUUAUAAGAAAUUAGAGAAAUUAAAAAUGAUAACAAAGAUGAUAGAGAGAAGAUGAAAUAAUUAAUGGAAAUGAAAAGAUAAAGAAAUAGUAACACGUAAUCAGAACUCUAAGAAAUUAUUAAAGAAGCAUCAAAGACUUCCGAGGAAUAAGAAAAUGAAGCAUCACAAUUACUGGCAGAAUUAGAAGAUAUAGUUAUAGCUGCUGAAGGUGGUGAUGUUAAACAUUCAUAAGUAAUCAAUGUAGGUGAUGGUGAUUUACUUAAUAUACAGCAAUCAGUUCGAGAAAGUGUGGAUAGAGAGGAUGAUGAUAGUUUGGAAUAAAAGUCCAAUGCUUCAAAUGAAAAUGGAGAAAGGGAAAGCUUUCAAGAUGAUGAAGAUAUUAUUUGUGAAACACCAAAAGAAUUGCUUUAUCAAUUACUCUUAAGAUAAAUUGGUUAGGAAUAAUUGACUAAAGCUUUAAAUAAAAUAUAAAAUACGUACUCCCAAGAUUAUCUCAAUCUAAUGCAAAAUGGAUUGGAUGAAUUUUAACAAUACAAAGCACUAAUAUUCAUGUAUGAAUGCAUGUGA
Molecule: messenger RNA, 2442 nt
Organism: Paramecium octaurelia
Lineage: Eukaryota; Ciliophora; Oligohymenophorea; Peniculida; Parameciidae
Source: the annotation of a GenBank genome assembly